Molecule: messenger RNA, 1951 nt
Organism: Aspergillus ibericus CBS 121593
Lineage: Eukaryota; Fungi; Ascomycota; Eurotiomycetes; Eurotiales; Aspergillaceae
Exons: 6
Coding region: 322-1539 (405 amino acids)
Source: RefSeq, a predicted model, not a curated record
CCUGAGUGUUCCAUCCAUCCCGUCCGCCGUCCAGGUGAACCAACCUUCCGCAGUGGAUAUAGUUGCUUGUCCAUCCGGAAGGAUUCUGUGCCUAAGCCUGCCUACCUAACUGUAUGUUCCGUACCCUGAUUUGCUUUCCUUCGAUCUACCACCCGUUGGAUUUUGGUUGUACUUCUUCCCUUCAUUCCCCCCACGACCUCUCUCUCUUCCUCUCUCUUGUGGACUUCUCCCUGCCUUCAUUUAUUCUUCUUCUUAUUCUAGUCUUCUCCCAGCACUUGUUCCUCUCUCAUUCUAGUUCUGGCAUUUUCCCCCAAAGCACCAAUGUUUUCCAAUGAAUUCUAUCACUCACCAGCGGACUCGCAUGUUCGUCACAGGCAGCUGAACGAGUCUGUUUCAUCUAGUUGGAGACUCCCUUCACCAGCCUCUGCGCCUUUCGUCCUGGAUCUUGCCCACCUGGACGACUCAGCUCAGGUGAAAUCUGCGAAUCCAUCAGAAACGACCCUUGCAUCGACUCUGCCAGGCUGGUUUCCUGGGAUCCCAAGUCCGGGCUCGGUUUUCAGUUCUCCUCGCAGUCAGAGGUCCAGCAUUAGCUCAGUCGACGGACAGAGCCAUCUAUCAUCCUUACAUCCGAAUCAGUUCUUAGCCAGAACGCCUUUUCCAUCGGAACUCAUCUCUCGGGACUGUGAACCAGCAAGCUCUCCUUUAAGCCUGGUCCGAAGAAGUCCACAGCAAGCCGUUGCAGAACCCUCACAGACGUCAGAUUACCGAUUUUUACCUCAGUCGAUGCAUCCCGGAUCAGUAGCAUUUCUAACAACCAACAUGGCACACAACUCUCAGAAUUACAGCUGGCAAAACAGGCCGCCGCAGCCUCUCCAUCCCACUUCAAUGGCCAUGGACCAGCACUCAUAUCCCCAAGCACAUGCUCUGCCGCCGCAGCAUGGAUACCCAUCUGCAUAUCAACCUCCGCACACUAGCUCCCAGGGCUUUUAUCAGCCGGGACUCCCCUCGUCACAUUACCUUUCCUCGCAGCCGGGUGUGCCACAGAGCCGGCACCAACCUCGAAGCUCCUCCAUUCCUUACCCAUACCCCAGCGCUUCUGUGUCCGGCAGUCCACCCACAAUCCCGGACCCAGCAUUCACAUCAACACCUCCUUCCUACCUAGUCAACCAACCAGACUACUACUUAACACCAAACUCUUCGCUCUCACAAACCCCCAACUCCAUGCCCCAACCGCACACCCUGAUGCCUGCAGGCACCGUAUACUCCUCUCCCGAUUCCGCUCCCAGCUCCUCAGAUCAAGAUCAACAAGUUCGGGUCAUCAGCUUUCGACCUAAACCUCAAUGUUGGGACCACGGCUGCAAUGGUCGUGAAUUUUCGACCUUCAGCAACCUACUCCGACACCAACGGGAAAAAUCAGGGGUGGUUGCAAAAGCAGAAUGCCCCAGUUGUGGUGCGGUAUUCACACGCACCACUGCCCGGAACAUCCAUGUUGCUCAGGGGAAGUGCAAGGGCAUAGCCAGGGAGCCAUCCGCUGAAUAAGUGCCCUAAAGGCACUAGCGUCAGGGGCUAUCAACGAGACAUGCGUCUAGCAUGACAAGGGCAACGCCUAAUCAUCGAAUACGGGCUUACACCCAGAGGUCGGGCAGCAGUUUAACCUGCAGCGUAUUCUACCAUCACCCGUCUGGGCGACGGACUCAGAACAGAUACAUCUGUCAUCUGUACAGAUGGUGUGGGGAUCAGAAGAGGGAAAGACCCACACGGACUUGGCCGAAGGACACUGCGAGGAGUGUCCACUUUUGCAUAUCAACUUCUCGGAACGAAUAUUCUUGCAUGUGUCGUUUUCUUAGUUGCAUUCGUUUAAUACCCUGUGAAUACCUUGCUAGAUAGCCAGCUUGAAUUUUUAGGUAAAACUUUGACCCGUACCCCUGCAAUACAUGGUCGUCAAGAAGAG